GGCUGAGAGGAUGGCUGCCUCCGUGAUGGGCCAGACCAUGGUCACCCACGUGCUGGUGGCCCUUUUCGGGAUGGGCUCCUGGGUCUCCGUGAACUCCUUGUGGGUGGAGCUCCCCGUGGUGGUGAAGUGGCUUCCAGAAGGCUGGAAUCUCCCUGCCUACCUCUCAGUCCUCAUCGCCCUGGGGAACGUGGGCCCCAUCGCCGUCACCCUGGCUCACAGGCUGGCCCCUGGGCGGCUGAAGGAGCGCUGGGUCAUCCACGCCAUCCAGGUGCUGGGCGUGGUGGCAGCCCUCUUUCUGGCUCUCUUCUGGCACCGGACGGCGACAGUGGCAGGGGAGUCCCACAGCCUGGCCUUCCUGCUCCUGGCCUUCCUCCUGGCCUUCGUCUGCUGCACCUCCAACGUCACCUUCCUGCCCUUCAUGUACCAGUUCCCCCAGCAGUUCAUCCGCACCUUCUUCGUGGGCCAGGGCCUGAGCGCCCUCUUCCCCUGCGUGGUGGCGCUGGCCCAAGGGGUGGGCAAGCUGGAGUGCCGCAACACCACCUCCGGCAACGGCUCCCAGCCCCACUACCUGGAGGAGAACUUUCCCGCGGCCACCUACUUCUGGCUGAUGUCCGCCAUGCUCGCUGUCUCGGCACUCUCCUUCCUGGGGCUCAUCCUGCAGCGCCGCCGCGCCAGCCGCUCCGCCGCCCGCCAGGAGAGCUCUUCCAAGGGCAGCGUGGAGACGGAGGAGUCCUUCCCACUGCGGGACGGCACCCCCACGUCGGACAGCGCCACGGAGAUCGCCCAGGGCGCCCACCCCCCGGCCCAGGCCACCUCCUUCUGGACAGGCCGGAACAUCUACCUGCUGGUGCUGCUGGGCGUCUCCAACGCGCUGACCAACGGCGUGCUGCCUGCGGUGCAGAGCUACUCCUGCCUGCCCUACGGGAGCAUGGCCUACCACCUCUCCGUGGUGCUCAGCAACAUCGCCAACCCCGUGGCCUGCUUCGUCGCCAUGUUUGUGCUGUGCAGGUCAGCGGUGGGCUUGGGCGUCAUCUCUGUGCUGGGAGGCGUCUUUGCGGCCUAUCUGAUGGUGCUGGCCGCGCUCAGCCCCUGCCCUCCCCUGCUGGGCAGUGCCGCGGGAGUCGCCCUGGUGGUGCUGGCCUGGAUCCUGUUCCUGGGGCUCUUCUCCUACCUCAAGGUGGUGAUCGGCAGCCUGCUGCACGAGGCCGGCCACGCAGCGCUGGUGUGGUGUGGAGCGGUCAUCCAGGCGGGCUCCCUGGUGGGCGCCCUGGCCAUGUUCCCCAUCGUCAGCAUCUAUCACCUCUUCCAGAGCGGGCAGGACUGUGCCGACAACUGUGGGGCAUGA
This is a messenger RNA of Emys orbicularis (European pond turtle), 1345 nucleotides long. RefSeq names its product solute carrier family 52 member 2 (gene SLC52A2). The transcript has 4 exons. Lineage: Eukaryota; Metazoa; Chordata; Testudines; Emydidae. Gene Ontology annotation, biological process: riboflavin transport. The record is from RefSeq and is a predicted model, not a curated record. Gene Ontology annotation, cellular component: plasma membrane. Gene Ontology annotation, molecular function: riboflavin transmembrane transporter activity. Bases 11 to 1345 code for a protein of 444 amino acids.